Messenger RNA from Arachis ipaensis, 1393 nucleotides. RefSeq names its product Prefoldin chaperone subunit family protein. Gene Ontology annotation, biological process: negative regulation of phosphatase activity; negative regulation of transcription by RNA polymerase II. Gene Ontology annotation, molecular function: transcription corepressor activity; chromatin binding; phosphatase inhibitor activity. The record is from RefSeq and is a predicted model, not a curated record. NCBI's taxonomy places the organism in Eukaryota, Viridiplantae, Streptophyta, Magnoliopsida, Fabales, Fabaceae.
UCUCUUCCCCGUCGAGGAGGCGCAGAAGGCCGCCAACCGCGUCCAAUACGCCAUCGCCGAGAAGCGCGCUGAGCUCGACCGUUUGCUAGGUUUCGCAGACGACAACAACAACCUCAUCAACCUCGUCCACAAGCUCCCUGAAGAACUCUCUCACGACAUCAUGGUUCCGUUUGGGAAAGCAGCGUUUUUUCCCGGUCGGUUGAUUCACACCAAUGAGUUCCUGGUUCUUUUGGGAGAAGGAUAUUAUGCAGAGAGAACUUCCAAACAGACCGCUGAGAUAUUGAAACGGAGAGGGAAGGGAUUAGAGUCACAGCUUGAUUCUCUGGAAGCCAUGAUCAAGGACCUUCAAGCAGAGGCCAUGUUUUUCGGUCAAACAAUUGCUGAAGCUGCGGAGGGUCUUGUGGAGAUAAGGGAAGACUAUAUAGAAGAUUCUCACAAAGGGGAAACUAAAUCAGGUCUACUGAAGCAAGAUGCUCCUGAUCUUGAAAAAGCUAAACCUGAUGAUGAAUAUGCUCGAAUGCUGUCCAGAAUGGAUGAACUCGAGAAAGAAGAGCUUGCUGCAGAAAGUGGCGGUGACAAUGGCGAAAAUGAGCAAACUACAGAGGACGUUGAUGAUAUAUCAUAUCAAAGACCUGUUGAUAACGAACCCCACAAUUCAGAAGACUUCCAUAAAGGCGCACCACCAGUGGACCAGGCUAACAAUAAAAGUAUGGCAACCAAGUCUGUAGAAAAGCAUUGCAAUCCUGAUAUAGCUGAUCAGUUGAAUUUUGCAAGCCUGGAUUUGCAAUCAAAUGUUAGAGAGGGGAAGAAUGCUGCUAAAAAGGUGAAAUUUGUUGAUCAUAUCGAGAAGCCUCUCAUACACCAUGAAGAGAAGCAAGUUAAAGCAGCUACUGCAUUGAAAAGUGAGGUUCAACACCAACCUUCACAACCAUCAUUUGAUAGCCACAAGGCUUUUACAGGCUCCAUCGUAGAGCAUACUGAGAAUAUUAAAACCUCAAAUGGACAAAGUUCAACUUCAUCACAGGUUUCUGGUUCUCAGCCUUCAAAACCAGUUUCCAGAUUCAAAAUGCAGAGAAGAUAGUGACAAAUAGAAUGAGUAGCUUGCUAGAAGCUCUUCUUAUUUUUUAGCCAAUGUAAUUUUGGUGGCAUAUGUGAUCAUUGCAUGUGAUAUGCUUGUUAGAGUAAAAAACUGGAGCGGGAUAAACCAAUAUGAGGAGUGUGGGGUUAACUAAUGGAGCUGGAAUUUCCACCUUUUUUUUUGUUGCAAUGGUUGUGAUUAAAAAAGUUUACCUUUAUGAUUGAAUUUUAAUAGCUGUCCAUAGAUAUUAACAGGAACAAUGCGAUGUUUCUCCUACUUUAAUUAUUAACAGAAUUUUAUAGCCUUUUUUUUGUG